UUGGAAGACUGUAACCUCACUUACUACAAUCAUAUUCAGUGGAAAGCAUAAAUGUAUUUGCAUUGGCAAUCACAGCAUUGCCUAGGUGCAGCAGUUUGUUGGUAUAUAUACGAAAUCAAGGACCUACUGAUAAAGCACCUUGCUAAACUGCUACAAUCACUAUCUCAGUGUAUUAAAUACAUUGUAAACAGUUGACGCCCAAAGACAUUAAGAUUCUUUACGGAAACACCCUUGGUAAGGCUUGCACUAGAUAAACAAAGCUGUUACAAUCCAUUUUACAAAACAUCUCAAUCUCAAGCGUCACGCACUAUUGUAGUUCAACAGGGAACAGUUUACGGCAGUUAGGACUGCUUACCUCAGUGUACUAGUGUAGCCUGUCUUGUUUACGACACCUGUGUUAGAUGUUGGUUUGUAUGAUAGUUACAGAUAAUAUAGUUAUUCACUAUUUCUCGUAUCCUAAUUUGUCUCCUUAUGGUAUCCGAAGUGACCUCCCCACUGAUACUAAUGUGUAUACUGCAGACCAGGUCAAUUUGAUGAGAACAAGAUGAGGCUAGAAUGUGACUUAAUUCAACCUGCAGUGGGAUUAAGAAGUACACAGAAGUCUUUCAAACUGGCCAUAAAGGAGGCCUGCCUUUGCCUCAGCCUUCCUCUCAAUGAGUUCUGCAGUGGAAGAUGUCUAUGAUAUUGUUUGCGUGUGUAUUCCGAGUAAAUGAUGGACUCCCGCUUUCAGCCUCCACAGACUUCAUCCAUAACAAAGAGCUACAGGAAUGCAAAAGUCAUGUGAGGGCUUUGUCCCUUAGACUUUCUCAGUCUCCAGACCGAGGAACAAUCAACGGAAAUGAACUUAAUAUCCAUUUUAGUACAUCUGAAGGUCUCUCCUUUGUGACAGUAUGUUCCAGCAGCUAUCCACCAGCAAUGGCAUUUUGUUUCCUGGAAGAACUCCGAGGGAAGUUUGUUGCAUCCUAUAACAGCAUAAGCAUUGGCUUGGCUUCCAGACCCUAUGCUUUUUUAAGUUUUGAUGAUAUCAUUCAGGAAGUAAAGUGGCAGUUUAACAACUCAAGUUGUCCUUCAGUGUUGAUCCCGGUGGUGGACGUUCAGGAAGACCUGAAAAUUCGUCCACCUCGACUACUGAAGCGUGAGGAUAUUAUGCUAGUGAAUGGGGUUGUAAAUGGACACCUGCAGUCAAAUUCUGGGUCUGGCUUUGGAUAUAGAAUGGAGCCCAUCACUGCUUUAGGUAUCUUGUCGAUAGUUCUUAACAUCAUGUGUGCAUCUCUUAAUCUGAUUCGAGGAGUUCACCUGGCAGACUUUACUUUUCAGGAUGACCAUGAAGGAAUAGGAAAUAUAAUAGCCUUUCUUGUGGCUUUCGUUGCCUGUAUUUAUCAGUGUUAUUUGUACCUGUUCUACAAUUUGGCAAGAAAGCUGAAGACUUUAGUAGCUCUGGUUUCUAUUUUUCUAUGCAAUUUUUAUUUAUAUGGACUAAGGAGUGUUUGGCAAAUUGUCUUCCACAUAGGAGUAGCAUCUGCAUCUGCCUAUCUGAUACUGACAAGAAAACUUACUGAGAGACUGCCUAAUUCUGAAGUUUGAAGAAAAAGUGUUUAAUAAUUUGGCUAUGUGGUUAUAAACCUGCUUAUACAUUUGUUUUCCUGUUUUAGAGAAGAUGCGUCAUAUUUAUGUAUUGUUAUUAUUAUUUGUAGUGUGCAUCGUGCCGUACAUCUAAACUGAAAAUGGAUAACUUCAUAUGCAUAUGUCAUUUAACGCAUUGCAGCAGUAAUGGGUUAAGAUUUGCACAUUUGUGUUUACAUUUUUUGCAUGCUGUAAUUUGUUUUAAUCUCAGGGUCUCUGUACUGAUUGUCUUUGUAAGGCAGUUUUGUUUUUUCAUGCAUUUAUUUGUCAAAAACUCAAUGACAGUUCUGAAUGGUUUUAAUAUUACUGGCAUUUUCUACUAAAGAUUUAUUUUAUCAGAGUACGUUAACAAGCAUAUAAAAUUUUAAUAAGGUACAGCUUCCUUCUGGAAAACUACUUACCAUUUUUUGCCUGUCAUAAUUUCAUGUUUUUUAAUAUGUUAAAUGGCAUGUAAUACAGUACUGCCUUUUUAAUAGUCCUGUACUAGUGCCUAUGAAUAUCUAUCACUGUAGAGGUUUAUUUGGAAAAUGACGGCACAGUGGAUGAAAAUGGAGUAUGAAGGCAAAGCAAAGAUGAAGGUUAUAUGAAAGAGACCAUUAGCUGCCACAAUCAUGUACUGGAGUCACUGUUUUUACUUAUUGGUUUCUCCAUACAUUCAUUUUUUUGUAUUAUAAUGUUUUGUGUAUGUUUUAAAGGAAACAACUGCAGAAUGGUUAGUGUUUUUAAAAAUAUAGCAGAGAAAACCAAAAAGUAGUUCUCAAGCUGUUAAAUUGUAAAAUAUCCAGGCUACCUGAACUAGAAGUGGCAAAUAGCAGUAGUUAAUCAUAAAAAAUGACUUCUUGGACAGAUGAUGGUUUUAUUAAUUUUAUGGCAUGAAAUCAAGCAAUGAAUGUCUGUGUCCUUUAGUAAUCUGUGAACAUUUCUUAGCUAGUGCAAAAGAUACCAAGCAGAAGGAGAUUGCAAAUGGACAUGUAUAAAAACAUUAUGGUAUGUUGGGGGGGGGGGCUCAUGUUCCUGCUGUGAAGGUAGCUUGCACACCCACUGCUACUUAUUAUAAUCACCACUGAGGUUAAAAUUAUAUAAAUGUUUGUUUUCUUUUUACAAAAGAUA
Protopterus annectens (West African lungfish) is the source of this 2733-nucleotide messenger RNA. RefSeq names its product SEC22 homolog C, vesicle trafficking protein (gene SEC22C). Gene Ontology annotation, biological process: endoplasmic reticulum to Golgi vesicle-mediated transport. The record is from RefSeq and is a predicted model, not a curated record. The transcript is spliced from 8 exons. The coding region runs from base 673 to 1584 and encodes 303 amino acids. Lineage: Eukaryota; Metazoa; Chordata; Ceratodontiformes; Protopteridae.